This is a messenger RNA of Apiotrichum porosum, 837 nucleotides long. RefSeq lists its product as uncharacterized. The transcript has a single exon. The record is from RefSeq and is a predicted model, not a curated record. NCBI's taxonomy places the organism in Eukaryota, Fungi, Basidiomycota, Tremellomycetes, Trichosporonales, Trichosporonaceae. Gene Ontology annotation, biological process: acetoin biosynthetic process. The coding region runs from base 1 to 837 and encodes 278 amino acids. Gene Ontology annotation, molecular function: acetolactate decarboxylase activity.
AUGAAGCUCCUCGCCCUCGUCUCCGUCGCGGCCGCUCUUGGCAACUACGCCGUCUCGGCCAACCCCGUCCCCAAGAGCAAUAAUGGCAACAACGGCCAGGGCAACAACGGCCAGGGCAACAACGGCCACGGCAACAAUGGCCACAGCGGCUCUACCACUCCUGUCAACGAGCUGUACCAGUACUCUGUCAUUGCCGCCUUGGUGGACGGCGUUGCCUCGCAUGGCACGCUCGUGAAAAACGUCAUGGCCCACGGCGACCUUGGCCUGGGCACGUUUGACAGUCUCAUCGGCGAAAUGGUCGUGGUCGACGGCGUGGUGUAUCACGCCUUUGCCAACAAGACGGUCACCGUCGUCGACCCCGAGACGAUCGAGACUCCCUUCGCCGCCGUCACCACGUUCGAGUCGCAGAUUGAGACCAGCGCCGCCAUUACCAACUUUACCGGCUUUACCGCCUCGCUUCCGACGUGGUUUGGCAACACGAGCAUCACCAACCACUUCGCCGCAUACCGCCUCGAGGGCACGUUCAACCUCCGUAUCCGCGCGCCUGGCGGCCAGUGCUUCGCCCUCGAGUCGCUCGCAAACGUGACCGCGCGCCAGACCGAGUGGGAGUACACCAACAUUGAGGGCACCAUGGUCGGUUUCCGCACGCCCAAGUAUGCCGCCGAGGUCAACGCGGCCGGCGACCACCUGCACUUUAUCAACGCCAACCGCACCAUUGCUGGCCACGUCCUUGAGGUCGCGUCAGUGGGCAACGUCGACAUCAAGCUCGCCAAGAUUACCAACCUCCACGUCGAGGUCCCCUCCGAGGGCGAGUUUAACCUCGCUGCCUUUGUAUAG